CCCGCGGCGUCUCUGACCUUCAUUCCGUCGCUUUGCUCUCAUGGCCGCCUACGCGGACGCAGCCAGAAAAUGGCUUCCGUGUCCGAGAAACCCGUGAUGGCGAUGCCGUCGUCGUCGGAGCUGCCGGUGCGGAAGAUACCCGGCGACUACGGGCUGCCCUUCGUCGGGCCGAUCCAGGACCGGCUCGCCUACUUCUACUUCGAGGGGCGGGAUGCGUUCUUCAAGUCCCGCAUGCGCCGCUACAACUCCACCGUCUUCCGCGCCAACAUGCCCCCCGGCCCUUUUCUCGCCUCCGACCCCCGCGUCAUCGUCCUCCUCGACGCUGCCAGCUUCCCGUUGCUCUUCGACACCUCCCUCGUCGAGAAGCGCGACCUCUUCACCGGCACCUUCAUGCCCUCCACGCAGCUCACCGGUGGCUUCCGCGUGCUAUCCUACCUCGACCCCUCCGAGCCCAAUCACGCCCCCCUCAAGCGCCUCCUCUUUUUCCUCCUGUCCAACCGGCGCCAGGCCGUCAUCCCUGAGUUCCGCCACACCUACGGGGCGCUCUUCGAGACGAUGGAGGCCGAGAUUGCCGCCAAGGGGAAGGCGGACUUCGGCGCAGCCAACGACCGCGCGGCCUUCGACUUCCUCGCGCGGUCCUUCUUCGGGCGCAACCCGAAGGACUCCGAGCUGGGCCUCGACGGCCCCGGGCUGAUCACCAAGUGGAUGCUGUUUCAGGUGGGUCCGCUCCUCACCCUCGGCCUCCCGACCUACCUCGAGGACCUGCUCCUCCAUUCCUUCCGCCUCCCGCCGGCGCUGGUGCGGUCCGACUACGACCGGCUCGCCGCCUUCUUCCGCGAGUCGGCCGGGCCGGUACUCGACGAGGCGGAGCGGCUUGGGAUCUCGCGGGAGGAAGCGCUCCACAACAUCCUCUUCGCCACCUGCUUCAACUCCUUCGGCGGGAUGAAGAUCCUGUUCCCGAACCUGAUCAAGUGGAUCGGGAGGGCCGGGGCCCCACUCCACGGCCGGUUGGCGGAGGAGGUGCGGACGGCGGUGCAAGAGAUCGGGGGCGGGGAGGUGACGAUGCGGGCGAUCGAGGCGAUGCCGCUGACGGCAUCGGCGGCCUACGAGGCGCUCCGGAUCGAGCCACCGGUGCCGCUGCAGUACGGGCGGGCGAAGCGAGACAUGGUGGUGGCGAGCCACGACGCGGCGUUCCAGGUGCGGGCCGGGGAGAUGCUGUUCGGGUACCAGCCCUUCGCCACCCGCGACCCGCGGGUGUUCGAGCGGGCGGAGGAGUUCGUGGCGGACCGCUUCGUGGGGGAGGGGGGUGCGCCGCUGCUGCGGCACGUGGUGUGGUCGAACGGCCCUGAGACGGAGGCGCCCACCGCGGAGAACAAGCAGUGCGCCGGGAAGGACUUCGUGGUGAUGGUGGCGCGCCUGCUGCUCGUCGAGCUCUUCCUGCGUUACGACUCCUUCGAGAUCGAGGUCGGCACGUCCGCGCUCGGGUCGUCGGUCAAGUUCACCUCGCUGAAGAAGGCUACUUUCUGAGGAGCAGGGAUGAGUGGCACCUUCGUUAUUCUCGCCAAAGUUCACGGAUAUCUUUGGAGUCACAGGUUGCGUUGACCACUUGGUGGCUUGGGGUUGCGUUGGAUGAGGCACGUGAGGCGCACGUGACAAAAGGUUUUAGUGGUGUGCACUAAAAGAGUUCUCUUUUUUUUUUUCUCUCAAUUUUUGCUCUUCACCUAAACCAAUGCAUCUUAUUAAAUUGAUUAAAUCUACUAAAAAACAUAUUUUCUUGUUAUAUAUAUUUUU
Messenger RNA from Musa acuminata subsp. malaccensis (wild Malaysian banana), 1791 nucleotides. Its product is annotated as allene oxide synthase 1, chloroplastic. Gene Ontology annotation, biological process: sterol metabolic process. Gene Ontology annotation, molecular function: oxidoreductase activity, acting on paired donors, with incorporation or reduction of molecular oxygen; iron ion binding; monooxygenase activity. The record is from RefSeq and is a predicted model, not a curated record. Lineage: Eukaryota; Viridiplantae; Streptophyta; Magnoliopsida; Zingiberales; Musaceae.